CAGGGAGGGCGGGGUAGAAAUGAGUGACUACUUUUCUUGGAGAAGAGGAAACAUGUGGUUCUCUCCUGGUUUCGGGGGCCAUGGUGAGAAAUCUUGAGGAGUAGCCCAAGUCCCUUUUUGUCGUGCCUCUCCCAACAAUGAGCCUCUUUUGGCUGGUCGUCCUGGAACUCUCUGGCCAGUUAUUUGGGCCCCAGUAGCCCGUCCUGCUCUCCAUGUGCCUUAGCUGGUGAAACCUCUGAUGUCUUAAUGCUGGACCUGCCGGCCAGGCGACACUCCUCAGCAGAAGGCACCCAAGAGUUUAGCAUGUUGCGCCGUUCUCUCGCAGUUGUUUUGAGAAGCCCCUCCAGCGUUUUUAAAAAACAUCUUUUAGUGUGCACGUGCUCCGUUUCUCUCCCCGAGAUGAUGCUCUCUCGCGAACAGGACUGUGGUGUCACUCCCUCCCCAAGCCUGGCUGUCUUGAGGCGGGACUUGGGGAAUUCGAGGAGCCACCCUCUUAGAAGUCUUGAGUAGGCGCCAUCCAGACAGCGCGUGGGUGAGCUGACAAGAAAGCAAGCUAAUUAGACAAAAUAACCUGUAGCAGUAGCUGGGAUACCUAGAUGCUGAGCUGAAUCUCUCGGAGGACUCUCAGGCUGCGCUCUCUCUUCUGCCCUGCCUCAUUUUCUGCUGACAUUAGAAGGCACACGAUGGCAGAAUUCCUUACAAGGAACUGUUCAGAGUCAGUGCCCCCACGGAGUGGCUAACCUCUCGCCUGGAGGGCGCUGAGAAAGGAGCCUCCCCGGAAACAGCUGCUCCCAAGCCUCUUCAUAUGCCUGAAACUGGACUCCAGACGCGACGCUGGGAUGCUUGCUUUUAUUUUAUUCAAGUUUCUGAGCACAGAUAUUGACAACUGGAUUUGGGAGCCAAUCAAGAGUCAAAUUCAAAGUGGUACUCCUGGGCUCUCCAUUCUAACUCCAACUGAGUCUAAAAGAGAUGAGGCUCCUAAUUAGCUGACUUCGGUUCUGGAACUCAACUUGACAGAGCUAGCUUGACUGCUACGUGGACUGCAGGGGCUAUAAGAUUCUUUUGGGGAUGGUUUGGGGGAUGCUCUGAACACUAGAGCACAACACUCAAAAUCUCCAUAAUGGAUAGAGUUUAUGAAAUUCCUGAUGAGCCAAAUAUGGAGCAGGCUUCAUCUGUGGAGGAAGAUGUCAUCCGAGGGGCCAGCCCCCGCUUUACUUUUCCAUUUGGUAUUCUCUUUUCCACCUUUUUAUACUGUGGCGAGGCUGCAUCUGCCUUAUACAUGAUUAGAAUCUAUCAAAAGAAUAAUGAAACAUUCUGGAUGACAUAUACAUUUUCUUUCUUUAUGUUUUCAUCUAUUAUGGUGCAGUUGACCCUCAUUUUUGUCCACAGAGAUCUGGCCAAAGAUAAGCCGCUAUCAUUAUUUAUGCAUCUAAUCCUUUUGGGACCUGUUAUCAGAUGUUUGGAGGCCAUGAUAAAGUACCUCACACUGUGGAAGAAAGAAGGGCAGGAGGAGCCCUAUGUCAGCCUCACCCGUAAGAAGAUGCUAAUAGAUGGUGAGGAAGUGCUGAUAGAAUGGGAGGUGGGCCACUCCAUCCGGACUCUGGCUAUGCAUCGCAAUGCCUACAAGCGUGUGUCACAGAUUCAAGCCUUCCUGGGUUCAGUGCCCCAGUUGACCUAUCAGCUAUAUGUGACCCUGAUCUCUGCAGAAGUCCUCCUGAGUAGAGUUGUGCUGAUGGUGUUUUCCUUGAUAUCUGUCACCUAUGGAGCUACCCUCUGCAAUAUGUUGGCUAUCCAGAUUAAGUAUGAUGACUACAAGAUUCGCCUUGGUCCACUAGAAGUCCUUUGCAUCACCAUCUGGAGGACAUUAGAGAUUACUUCUCGCCUUAUGAUUCUCGUGCUUUUCUCAGCCACCUUAAAGUUGAAAGCUGUGCCCUUCUUAAUUCUCAACUUCCUAAUCAUCCUCUUUGAGCCUUGGGUUAAGUUCUGGAGAAGUGGUGCCCAGAUGCCCGAUAAUAUUGAGAAAAAUUUCAGCCGGGUUGGCACUUUGGUGGUGCUAAUUUCAGUCACCAUCCUCUAUGCUGGCAUUAACUUCUCUUGCUGGUCAGCAUUGCAGUUGAGGUUGUCAGACAGAGAUCUUGUGGACAAAGGUCAAAACUGGGGACAUAUGGGAUUACACUAUAGUGUGAGGUUGGUGGAAAAUGUGAUAAUGGUCUUAGUUUUCAAGUUCUUUGGAGUUAAAAUAUUACUGAAUUACUGUCAUUCCUUCAUUGCUUUGCAACUCAUUAUUGUGUAUCUGAUUUCCAUUGUCUUUAUGCUCCUUUUCUUCCAGUAUUUGCAUCCAUUGCGCUCUCUUUUUACCCAUAAUGUAGUGGACUAUCUCCACUGUGUCUGCUGCCACCAGCACCAUCAGAGAAGAGCUGAGAACUCAGAGCCACCUUUUGAAGCUGACACAAGACAAAACAUUGUCUGAUUCUAUUUCAUGGCUAUCAUGGGAUGAGUUGAAGGAUGCUAAUAGGAGCUAUGAAAUUGAAAGAGAGGAUGAAAUUCAUGGAUAAGUAAUCAACAGAAAAUUUUCUUGCAAGCCUAUCAGAAGAAAGGGUGACCCCUAGAUAUGUUUUACUUCUUUAAUAUUUAUUGCUAGUCUGGCAUGGUGGCGUACACCUUCUAUCCCAGCUACUUGGGAGACUGAGGAGAUUACAGUGUUGAGGCCUGGCUGGGCAAUGUAGCAAACAUAUAAGUAAGUAAGUAAAUAAAUAAAUAAAUAAAUAAAUAAAUAAAUAAAGUUAAACUGUGAUGUUCCUGAGUGGUAUAAUGAUUUCCUAGCAUGCACAAGGUCCUGGGUUCAAUGCCUAGUACCAGGCAAAUGGAAAAAAAAUUACUAUUAUUUUUAUAUUCCAGAUAUCUUGGUUACUCUUCUUGUUGCUGAGACAAAAUAGCUACCCAAAAUUAAAGGGGAAAAGGUUUAUUUUGCUCACAGUUUGUGGAGGUUUCAGUCCAUAAUCAGCUGGCUCCAAGGCACCGUGGCACAUGGUAGAUGGGCAACAGUUUACAGAGGAACAAGAUAGCAAAAGCCUCAAGUUAGCAAGACAAACCUCUUUCUGUCCCUUAUAUUGUAUGCAGUCUACCAGGAUCAGGGCAGUUCUAAUUCAGUCAGUGGACUGAUCCAGCCAUCACUCACCCAUAACCGUGUUGCAUUACAAAUCAAUUACAUGCUCGUGAUUCAGCCACCUCAAAAUAAUAUUCUAUGACUGCAUGAGGCUUUGGGAGUACAUCUUGGCACAAACCAUAACACCAGGGAUAUCCACUAUAAAGUUGCAAGGGUCAUAAAUACUGUUCAUAUCACUGCUAAUCAAGUCAUCUGGGAUAAAUUACCUUCAAGCACCUUGAACUCUGUGAUUUUCCAGACUGCCCAAUUGCUUAAGGAAUUACUGAUCUUUUCCUUGCUAAACUGUAAACUCAGAAUCUCCUGAUUAGAGGAUGCAACAGCUUGCUACCUAUCAAUGCUCCCAGGAAAUAAUCUAUUGUGGAAUCUGUGUGCCUGGAAUGUUAAUUCGGGUUAGAAUGUUAAUUCUGGCUCAGAAGAAAACCCUCACUGUUAAAAGAGCUAUCCCCACAAUAUGUUAGGUCUCCAUUAGAAUUUUCUUAUAGUCAUUAAGCAAAGAGGGUAUGCAGAGUAGAAUUUCUUUGGGGUGUAAAAAAUGACUCUUUUCUUAGAAACCUGUAUGAACCACCAGCUUGUCAAGAAGAAUUAUUGAGUGAAAUCUCUCGCUGCUUCAUUUAUAUGGAAUCCCUCCAACCCAAUUUUCUGUGCUCUUACUAUUCAAUGUGAACCUCAGGGAAGCUCAACUCUAAUUGGGAAUGUUUCUAGUGUGUGAAUAAAGACUGCUUUGUGUCUGC
Cavia porcellus (domestic guinea pig) is the source of this 3897-nucleotide messenger RNA. RefSeq names its product XK related X-linked (gene Xkrx). The transcript is spliced from 3 exons. The coding region runs from base 1121 to 2470 and encodes 449 amino acids. Lineage: Eukaryota; Metazoa; Chordata; Mammalia; Rodentia; Caviidae. Gene Ontology annotation, cellular component: membrane. The record is from RefSeq and is a predicted model, not a curated record.